Molecule: messenger RNA, 10086 nt
Organism: Porites lobata
Lineage: Eukaryota; Metazoa; Cnidaria; Anthozoa; Scleractinia; Poritidae
Source: the annotation of a GenBank genome assembly
AGUUCGCAUACAGGCUUGGCAAGCAGCUGGUUGAACAAGAUCUCGCGCUAUCUUCAAACCCUUCGUAAUCUUCGCAAGUCCUUUAAAACGACCCGAUAUUUGCCCAGAAGUAUUCUUCAUAAUCUAGCGAGUGUGUAGGUAUAAAUUUUGUCGAUAUUCUCUGAAUGGUUUGAUCAUAAUUAACCGUGAAGUUUAAACUGUUCCUGGUGAUUAUCGGGCCGACAUGUUCUUUCUACACAGCCAGCUUCCGCAAGGGGACUAUGAACGAGAUUAAGAAGCUCAAAUGUGGUGCUUUUAUCAGCGGAAAUGCUUACUCGACUAGAGGGGAUAUUUUUGCUGAGAACUCGAUACGGCUACAUAUGACAAGCUUCUUGAGAACAGAGGAAAACGGAAAGUGUCUCUCAGGGCCACCGGCUGCCUGUACAGACCGCAGCAUCUGUGACAGUCACUGCCCUCUUAGUGUUAAUCAAAUCGUUCAUAGAUUUACGUAUCACGUGUGCUAAUUUAGCUGCCCUAGCCUCCUGUUUUGAUGUGAGUAACUCAAGGACUUCACACUAAACACAUAGGCUGCCAAUUUUUUUAAACCCUUCAGACGCGAUCACAAUUCCUUUUCUUGCGGGCGGAAUUUCUCGCGGCACGAGGCUUAGAUAUAGUGUAGGUGUUAAUGUAUAUUUCCCUGCACUACCACUCACGGGGCAGUGACCAGAUUUGGCGAUUAAGCCCUCUGUGUUUGAUUUCCAGGUUACCUAAAUAGAGUUGGUGAUGAUGAUGUCAGAACAGGGAGCUGUGAGUUCGUCCUCCAGUUCGUCUUCGUCUGAAACAGAUAGAAGAUCGCAGGAGAGCUGUACAGGAAAGCGAUCUGCUCGCGGUAAAGCAGCUAGCCCUCGCCCUCUAAAGUCAAUCUCCAAUUCUGCCAAGAGGUAGGAAAAGAUAGAAAAAACGUAGUCAGGUGGAUGAAUGUAAAGACCACGCUGGGUAGCAGCCAAGCUUGAUCUUUACAAAUGAAAUUAAGCGCACGAUAUAAAAGGGACAGAUUCAGUUUAUCUCUAAUUUGCAUGUUAACUUUGCCACGGCUCUAUUCUCUACUCUUUCGCCAGCAGGCCCGACAAAUGGGUUUAAUGAACAGAGGGGGACGUAAUUCACCUUUUCCAGGGGUCUAAAGCUUAGUGUCUUCGAAUUAUAGACAGAGCUAUCGCGAUGACCGAAACAGACAGGUCGCGGGUUUUGAACGAGUCCCUCAUGCUCAUUAGCAUAUGCACUGAAGAGCGAUUGCCUUUGUGAAUGAAGUACCUGCAAUAUUGACUUGUUUAGACUGUUUAAAUGUACUUCUUUUCUUUCAGAAUUCAGCGAGAGUUAGCCGAGAUCUCCUUGGACCCUCCGCCAAAUUGCAGGUAAAUUCUCCGCUUCGAAUAUCACGCUGAACUCCUUCACUUCUUGUUUGGACUGAAAACAAUAGAAUUGCGGUUUUUGUUUCCUGAAUAGCCGGCCUGUUAUUAAAAUUGAACUCUCUUUAUGUUAUAUGGAUCAACUAUUUCGGAAGCGAGUAUAUUUUUCCCCAAAACUGUCAAGUCGGCCACACUGGUCAUCAAAUAUUCCUCCAAUUAGGAAUUUUCUGCGAACAUGAUAUACAUAGAUAAAUUAUUUAUUUAAAAGGGGUAAAGACGACAUUUAAUCGCUCCACGUGGGAGUAAAAUGUGUAAAAGACUCAUUGUUUUUCUUUAUGGUUCAGUCAUGCUAAGACUUGCCAUGCAUGAAUAGCCGUCAAGCUACCCUUGGCUUCAAGGUUCUUGUACGAAAACAGAGACUACGCUUGGUCGCGGCCCUUUUCUCGCCAGCAUUUUGUAAUGUCUGUUUUAAUUGCAGUAACGGCAUAAUCGAUAUAUUUAACUGGCGAAGUAGCAAGCCUUCCUGGGUACUCAAUUGUUGAUAUUAUACCUGAUAUACUUUAUGUAAAUCAACAGAUUCACGUCAGCUGUAGGCAGGUCAGACAGAUAUUAAGGCCCUUUUUGUCAGAAAGAUUGAACUCUUUUUAACUUCUAUGAUUUUAAUUAUUCAUCUUGUUUUGACGUUAUGGUAUAUUACCAAUACCGUACGGAAUUUUCAUAACACGAAGUAAGGUCUGAGUAAGAUGACCGGGUUAUUAAAACAAAAAUGAAAAAUCGUUGUCUGUGCUUUCUGUCGUACGCCAAUUUUUACCUUUGAUUUUACUGAAAUCUUUUUCCGGUUCUAGCUUCAGAAGACGUAUUUUUUAUGUCAAUUCUGUAGGUUGUUUACCACGGUAGAUAUCAGGCAAAUAUUGAGAUUCGCUCUGGCAGACUGCUAUUUAUUUAAAUAGGAGCUUAGGAAAAUUGAAUUUUUAAAAGGGCACCCAAAAAUACGUCAAUUAUGACAAACAUAUGACCAUGAAAAUCAAAGCGUGCAGAUCACAAGUGCUUAUUUUGUGAAGGGUCGUAUGAUAUUCGAGGCAUUUUUAAGUAAAAAUGACAUUCGACUGAAAGUGAAAAUUAAAGUUUUUAAAAGGUUAAUCAAAUGAUUAAACAUAUCAUAUGUUCUAUAAUAUAUCAUCUUUGAUAAAUGCCAAACGGUUUGUUCUUCCGAACUAUCUUACACCAGGAAGUUCAACAAUUGUCUUCGAAACAAACCAACUGCAAACUAAGUUAACUUGGUCCAAUAUUUCAUUUUGAAAACAAAGCUGUUACUUUGACGAGCUAUGACUAAAAAUAAUUGCACCUAUAAAACGUUGUUUGUGCAAUGAGCCAUAGCUACAGUACAAACUACUAAAGUUAUAGAAUGGAACUAUGACUAUAGUGUAAAUCUAUAGUUGUAUCAUAAAAUCUGACAGUAAAUAAUAUAAAAUAAAGUUUUGCUGUGCAAUAUAAGGAUUACUUAGUUGUGACGUUAUAUAUGGCGUUUUGAAUUAAUGGCAAAAAUACUUAAAAAUGCCUCAAAAAAUAGAGCAGAGUAAACAAAUAGCUGUUACCUUAAAUAUAGCGUAAGGAAAGUCGGAAAGGCCUGUUGUGCCGUUUAUUCCGGGACCGGCAAUUUUUCUUUCCUUCUUUAACAAGUUUCCAAAAAAAACUCUGAUCAAUAUAGUGCUAAUUGAUAUAAAUAGAAAGCUACUUAAAAUACUUCAAAUAACAAAACGAUGUAAAUAGCUGGCAUCUUUUUGGCGGGUUUAUCACUUAGUCAAACUCUUCAACGAUUACCGGUAUGUUCAUUGUUUUAUAAACUCAAAGUCGUAACAGCUUAAAUCAUUUUUGACUGGGCCGAGUCUGUUCUGCCCUUCGUUUUGACAUUCUUAUUCUUUGACCGUUCUAUUUUUUACCGUCAGGAUUUAUUUUUUUUUCCGUUAAUAAUACCAUUAGUUCACUCGCUGUAACACUAAGGUUCCUUCACCUGGCUAAUUUUGGCCCUCAGGGUCCAGAUGUAAUGGGUUCGAGUGUAGCUCAUUAGGCAGAAUUUUGGAGACUUUGAGUUCAGAAAAAGUUACUGAAACGGAUGAUUCUAGUGUAAAAAAGGGUCUUCUUAGUCACACUUUCGGGGUGUUAAAGGGGCUUUGUCAGGAUAUCUGCUAUCUGAUAUCUGAUAUCUACUUUUUAAAAGCCAAAUCAGUUUUUAUUUUUGCAUCAAUUGAAUUAAAAAAAUAAUGAUCCAGUUUUGUUAUUCAAGACUAUAUUUAGGCCUUGAAAUUGUUUCCUGUCGUCUGUUGUUAAGGAUGGCAAGAAUGUACAUGGAUUAAAAAUUGAACAAUGUCGCUCAACUUUUUCAAGUUCUAAUGCUAUAUGCCUGCUCCGGGGGGCUCCGCAUGUGAAAGGGGUAGGGGUGCUAGUCGUCUCGCUUAGGGGUGUAAAUUUCGAAUUUUGGUCUCACUUAGGGUGUUCUGGGCAAAAUGCUAUCUUAUUUAGCCGUGAAGGUCUCGUUUAGGGUUGCACGCGAAAAAAUAUAAAAGUAUAUAUUUGAUAUGUAUAUUUUUAAUGCGUUUUAUUUACCCCAUUCAUAUAAUCCAAGGUUUCUCAUUUUCCCCUUAUAGGGGUCAAGAAAAGCUUGGGCCACGCCUAGAUCGGUCUCCUUUUGGGGUUUAAUUCAAAAUUUCCGACGAGCAUCCCCACCCCUUUCAUAUGCGGAGUCCCCCCCCGGAUGCCUACACAAAUCACCAAAAUUGUUUGAUAUCUUUUUCGUAUCUCCAAAGGAGCAUUUUGUGUAAAGGAAAAGGCACUAAGCCAUGACUUCCGCACAGAGCUCAAAACAGCAAUAUCCUCGUUAGACUUUCAGAAUAGUCCUUCGUCGCUUCGCGGCCUAAAAAGCUCGCUCCGCUCGCUAAGAAACUCGUGAGGUCGACUUGUAGCAAGUCUAUAUUCUCGUAACAUCGGCUCCUAUAAGAGUAUGUCUAAAUUGCGUCUACAUUGGGAAAAGAAACUCGCACAGUUCGGUGUACUAUAAAUGGACAAAAUUAUGGGUGCCUUGGUCUCUAGAAAUAGCAACAGAAACGAUCUUGGUUUCAAAAUGGGUUUGUUUGUCUCACUUAACGGGAUUUUGAGAGUGUGUCUAUAAAACUGAGUCUAAAUUGGGAAAGGAAAAUGGAAGUGCUCUCUUUGCUGAUUCAAAUUGGAGAGGGGAAAAAUUCAAGUUUUGUUCGGUAUUCUGGGACGCUUCCGCUUUCGUCUGGGUGUCAAUAAAAGAAACCUGAUCAAUAUUUCAGUGAUUAAGAUAAAUCUGUUGACAAUUGAGCCUUGAGUAAUGUGGCGUUACUUUGAUUUUGAAUCGCUUCGUUUUGUGAUAAGCGACUAAACAACAUUUCUCUGUGUGAGUCUUUUUGACUGCAAUGUCUGCUUCCGAAAAAGAGAAGCGAGGUUUUCGAAGAGUAAGUAACAGCGAAUCAACCGUAAGGUGCUUGCACAUUUCGACUUAUCGGAUUGUCUGCGUCGAGUGUGAUUGAGAGCCUAUUGAGUUUUGAACUCUUAUUUUUGAGUUGUUCCUUUCUCACUGCAUUUUAGUCACGAUCACAUCCCAGCUGGGAGUAUGGAGGGAUGGGGGGUUCCAAUUGUUUAGCCGAUAUCCCGUCUUUACAGUUUCGGACCCAAGGCCAUUCCUGCAGUCAGAAAUAUCUAAACUAAGUAGUGGUUUAUGGUUGUCGCUCAAAAUGUUUCGUUACUUUUCUUUAUGAUUCUUAAAGCUGUCAUAUCCAGUCAAGUAAAGUUACUAAGACACGUAAUUUUAACUAUGCCGUUUUGAACUUUGAGUCUGGGGACAAAAUCCUAUCGUGUUACCAUUCAAAUGAAACCCCUUCGAUUCAGCACUACUUUCACGGCGUGGUACUAAAUGUUUAGUACGUAGUUCUAACUUUUGAAUCUUUGAAUGAAAUCCUGUGGUGUUACCUUUCAAAUAAAACCUCUUCAGCAGUACUUCCUCAUGGUAAUAUCCAUUUCCGAAGUAGUUUUAUAAACUUUUGAGUCUGUGGACGAAAUGCUAUUGUGUUACCAUUCAAGUGAAACCUCUUCAGCUGUUCUUGCAGUGCAUGGUACGCUCUAUUUAGAGGGUGGUUCCAACUUUUGAGUCUGUAGACAACCCUAUUACGUGACUACAUGUAUUCAAUAAAAUCUCUUGAAACGCACUCUCAAAUAGUACUUGCUUUUCUCUGUAUUUUUAAGCCUGCAAAUUUUCUUUAAAGAGAGUACAAGGAUUAAUGCUAUGUUUUCAUUUUUUCACAGCGCGGGUCCCAAAGGCGACAAUCUUUACGAGUGGUGCUCCACGAUUCUGGGUCCUGAGAAAUCUGUGUACGAAGGUGGAGUGUUCUACCUUGAUAUUUCUUUUCCUAUGGAUUAUCCUUUCAAACCUCCAAAGGUACGUCAAAAUUAAAGUAGGUCGGAGUGAUCGUAUUCCGGAAUAGAAGUAGCCUGCGCGCGAGCAAGCUCUCCAUUGCGAAUGGCGAGCGAAAGCGCGUUUCCUUUUGCGUGCGGUCGGCUCUCGCAUGACUUCUCGCGACUCCCCCCAAAAGGAGGGCUUGCACGCAGGUUAGAAUAGAAAAAACGCAGAAACUAUGAUAGAAAUCUCUCAUACCGCGAUUUCUAGGCCACUUCAGUGCUACAUGCAUCUUAAUAUUUUAUUUCAACAAUAUUUGAUUCAAUCAAUGCCAAAACUAGUGAUUUCUAAAGUUAAUCCCGUUUUCCUUUUACUAGGGCCGGAUAGGGUCAAUCGAUCUUACCCUCCAGUUUAUAGAAUUUUAAUCUUCGGCGGGGUCGCUACCCUGCCUGCAGAGGCCUCUUUUCCCUUGUCAUUAGCUGGGGCAGGCAGGAGGAAAAGAGAGUCUCUUUUCGUCAUUGCCUGCCCCAUACUCUUUCGCAUAAAUGUCAGGUUUUGACGAUCAAAACCGCCCGGUCCAUCCCAGGUAACAGCUUACCUGCAAUUUACCUGGCCCAUUACAAUUUGUGCGAUGAUAAAUGUUAUGCCAAAUUACCUGACUGGAUUCGCGUUGUUUAAGUUAGAAUGGGGUUAGAAUUCUCACCUUUGAGCUGUUUCUGGAUUUGAAACGUCUAAGAAAAUUAGAAUAUAAUGUGCGUUCCUUGUGUAGUUUGUCACACGUUUUUGUCAUGCAUCACUUUUGAAAUGAUGAUGAUUCGGCUAAAAAUACACGUUCAGCUGAUUUGUGAAAGAUCAUGGGAUAAAUUACAACCUAUAGACGAAACACGUAAAGUCCAAAAAUAUAUUGACUUCUCGUGGAUAAUUCGAUGCCGAAAAAUAACACGACCUUUUAAUAGGAUUAAUUGAAUUCUUCAGCUGAGAUUAAACUGAUUCGUUUCGGCGUCACUGAAGACAGCGGAUUUUUUUUCAAAACCUUAAUACAAGUGUUUCCGGCCGAUCAUCCGACUUUAAUGUAUUUGAUAACCCCUGGUAUUAAUUUACGUCCGAAGGGAAUACUGCGCUUUCUAAUACCUUUCUCACACUUUUCGGAGGAUAUCGAAAGAAAAACAAACGAGCAAUUUGCAGCUCCAUAUAAAAGUGCCCUUGUUUCCUGAAACCGAAACCAUCGGGGUCCUUGUUCAAGAGCCGAUUUACAGUAAUAAAGGAUCGAAACUUAGCAGAUAAUCAUCGGACAAUCACUCUUUCGAACUCUUAAGAUUGCCAGCAAUAUGAUGACAAAUGAAAAUAAUUAUCCCAAAAUUUCGUUUUUGUCCGCUAAACCCAGGAUUGAAACACGGCUGUCAUCCUUCUGACGAAUAAAGGAAUUGUCCCAAAAUUUGUUUUUUUUUCUUAAAUAUUACAAAAUUGAUCAGUGACACUAUGUCAAAAGGGCUCUGAAGAGUCAAACCUUAGUUUUUUGUCUAGCCAGUGUACAGCCAUCUACUCCCUUCGGGGAGGGGGGAAGGGUAGCUGUGCACAUAUGCAGGCCAAAUCUAUAUUUUGUAUUUGUUUUAGCCCCUUGCGAAGGUUUAUGUUUCAAACCGAAAUGUCGUGUACAGAAAAUAUAAACUAUAUUAUUUUCUUCUUCUUCUUUUCGGCGCAAGGAUUAGUUUAGAUGCUUUUUCUACAAUUUUGUUGGACUUCAGAGAAUCUCAGAUUCUCGCUCUCUUUGGAACGAAAUCGACCAAAGUGGUCGUCAAAGGGUUAAAGUUAAAGUUUCUACAGACGCGAAACUUACAAUUACAUGUUGGUUGUCUACUAUUUACAUGGACAAACCGGUCGGUUCACGGUUUGCGCAUUGUGGUACGCAAAAUUCAGGACUGGUAGCCCAGGAAUUGGGUUUACCAUUUGAACAAAUCAGUUCCAUUUACCGAAAAACUUCCGCGAACGCCUCGAACUGGUAUCAAAGAUGGCUUUGACGAAUGGUACACGAAUUUGCGUUUCAAUACUCCGUUCGGAAAAACAGCACUACCUUUUCAGGCUUUCCGUUGCUCCCGGACAUUUCCCUCUGGAACGACCCAAAAAGUCCUGUUCCACUUACUUUCCGACCGGAUUUUCGGAAACUUUUUUAAAUGGUAUUUUCCCAAAUUAAGUGUUUGUUGUUAUUGCUACACAUAGGUGUCUUUCCGCACAAGAAUAUACCACUGCAAUAUUAACAGCCAGGUCAGUCAAAUUAAUUAAAAUCUUAUUUGUUUACAUAUGAUAGGAUGAAGUUAUUUGACCAUAACUGCAUUGAUUCUUCGUUUGGGUUUUUCCUCCUUGUUGAAAUGAGGUCCGUUAGUAACUAAGGUUCACUAGGAAUAAGCUCUCUUCUGUUCCUCUGUGUGCCCGGUCUCCGGGACCGGGGGGGUACUUUGUAGUAAUGUGGCUAAUGUGGCUGUUCCGCUGGAUGGGGUCACAUUUUCAUGACUUGAUUGAUUAUAAUGGGAUUGAAUUUUCUACAGUCACUAUAAUGGGGUCGCACAUUUUCUAGCUUGCGUAGCAUGGCGGUUUUUCUCGGAUGUGCAAACAAGCCAAUACGAGUUGACAGUCUGUGGUUAAAAGUGUCGCUUGUACAUUUUAGGGUGUAAUAUGUCUGGACAUUCUCAAAGACAGCUGGAGUCCAGCGCUCACCAUCUCUAAAGUUCUUCUGUCAGUUUGCUCGCUUCUCACAGACUGCAAUCCAGGUAACUACUUUUCACAAUUGUACAUAAUUGCGUGAGCACUGGAACGAUUGGACUGAGCUAACUCAGUGAUUUUGUUACAGAAAGUUAUGGUGAGUCCUGGGACUCAUCUUGUGAUAAUCAUGAGUCCCAGCCCAGAACCAAUGAGUCCCAGUUAACCCUUUAAGUCCCAAUAGUGACCAAAAUCAAUUUUCUCCUAACGAUAUCCAUACAUUGUCAAGAGAUUAGGUUAUAAGAACAAAUAAAAUGAUCACCAAAGGGAAAAUGCUUCGAUCUUUUAUCAAAUUCUCUCAACUCAUUUUUAAGAAAAUGUGUAGAGAUCAGUUUGGAGAAUUUGUUUGUUGACAUUUGGGUUUAAAGGGUUAAAAAAAACCACGUCCGAAAUUUUAUAUGUAACCAGACAGUUUAUCUGAAGACAGACUCUAAAACUCUGUAUUACAGUAAACUGAAAUUAAAACAUAGCCCUUCUAUUUUAAAGCACAACAAAGGCUAAAAGAAAUAUGCAUUGUGAAACAACAGCCAUUAUAACUGCCACAGAAAUUACACGAUCGGAAUAUUUCGGAAGCGGAAGCGGAAUAGGUCAAGGAAGCGGAAGGGAAUAGCUCACUUCGGUAAAGAGUGAUAGCCUGGGACCCAAACCAGGCGCGCGAGCAUUUAUGGGAUUAUUUGUGGGGCGCGAAUGUAAACAAACAUGGCGGAAAGCGACGUGGAAUGUUUCAGGGGAGUUCCUGAAGUUAUUUGUACAUAAAGGCACACAACAACUGGCACGUCUCGUCAUAAUUCAAGGUGGCUGCUCGACGUGUUCCCCCAAACAAUCCCAUAACUGCAGCGCGCCUAGUUCGGGUCCCAGGUUAUCACUCUUUUCCGAAGUGAGCUAUGGGAGUAAAUCCAUAGCCAGCCUUACAGUUUCGGUGGGAACAUGAUGAACAAACCGUUCCUCACAGUUCUUUCACCGGUAAGUCGGUCUAGCGCUGGCUACUGCAGAAUGAGAGGUUCACGGGCUCGAUCUCCGGGGCCCGACCAAUACUCAAACUUUUAAAAGAAUUUGGAAGAAGGUACUGUCUUUGCCCUGCAAACGGCGAAAUCUUCACGUGGGUCGGAUGAACACGUAGAAAAGGGCGAUCCUGUCUCCAUUCGGACACGUAAAAACAGCGUCCUCAAUUAUAGUCCUUGCUGCUAGAAACAAAACAUUAAUCGAGGCGGUUUUUUUCUUUGUUUAUAUGUAGGUGAUCCCCUAGUCGGCAGCAUUGCUACUCAAUAUGUAAACGAUAGAGAGGAACAUGAUAGGAUAGCACAAGAGUGGACAAAGCGAUACGCAACAUGACAAUGGUACAGCAGCCAAUAAUCUAAUGAAAUAAUUUUUCCAAACCCUUUUACUUCGGAAAGUGCCGUAAGAAAAUCCAAAUUUUAAUUUGUAAAAUAAUUCAAAGAACUCACAGUAACGCAAAAGAGGUCAGUUUCACUUGAUAGUCACACCAUAGGAUUUUGUUCACAGACUUUAUAAUUAGAACCAACUCGUACAAUG